Dibothriocephalus latus is the source of this 636-nucleotide messenger RNA. NCBI's taxonomy places the organism in Eukaryota, Metazoa, Platyhelminthes, Cestoda, Diphyllobothriidea, Diphyllobothriidae. The record is from the annotation of a GenBank genome assembly.
AUGACACCCUUCGCGAUCGCGAUAAAAGGCUACUAUCCGAGAAAGCCGGGGGAUGUUGAAGUGAAUGUCAAUGAUCAUCUUUGCCUGCUUUCGCGAGUGGAUAGCAGCCACUAUCAGGUACUCAACAAACAGACUAAAUGUCAGGGCCGGGUGCCUGCUGAGGUGUUAUCAAUUAUGGUCGAUCUUCCCGCCGACAACAUGUCGACAAAUGGACCAAUGAAUCCCCCCUCUUCGCCUACGGUGAAGCCUCCCGGGCCUGCUCCCCCGUUGGCAGCAAUACGAGAUUUGGCCUGGCUUAUAGUUGAAAAUUCGGAGGCUUGGGUGAACGGCGAAAAAACUCUACCAGUCAGGGAUGGCGAAGUGCUUCGGUGGAUCGACUACGAAGAGGAUGUACUGUACGGAGAUGCUGUGCUGGACAAGGACGCCUUUGUCGAAUGUGAGAAGUGGACUGGCGAAGGUGUGGUGUUGCCUGCCGCGUGUGUGCGAGUCCUUUCUGACAAACUCGAGUUGGCCGCCUGUUUGAGUAAGCGCCCGCGGGCUCAGCUGAUAGCUGACCAUACCUCGAAAAAGCCAGAAGAACUGCUUCUGAAGGUAUUGUUCUUUUGGAUAUUUUGUCUGAUUUUGGUGUCACUUUAA